CACUUCCGCCCAUCUUCUUCCUACAUUGCCAGGAGCUUCAGGGCAGAGCGGAAGUGACACACCAAAAGAGUUUCUGCGACUCGUGGGUUGUGGAGGAGAGAAAAGCUCGCGGGGCUGUCUGUUCUUCACGCUGGAGGGUCUUAUGUACCCCAGGCUGGCCUUGAACUGACAGCAUAGCUGACACUGCCCUUGCACCUCGUCCUCUACUGGAUCACAGACAAGUGCCAGUUUCUGUGGUGCUGGGGACUAAACCCUUGUGCAUGGUAGGCAACCUUCUACCUGGUUUCCGUAUGCUGUCAUCUGCACACGUGGUCCCUACAAGUGUGCGACGUGCCCCAUCGUGGAUCUGCAGCUCUUCCCGUUCCUUCAUGGAUCUGAAGGCUCUUCUCUCUUCCUUGAAUGACUUUGCCUCCCUCUCAUUUGCUGAGAGCUGGGACAAUGUGGGGUUGCUGGUGGAGCCAAGCCCGCCCCAUACUGUAAAUACACUCUUCCUGACCAAUGACCUGACGGAGGAGGUCAUGGAGGAGGCUCUGCAAAAGAAGGCAGAUCUCAUUCUCUCCUACCAUCCACCUAUCUUCCGGCCCAUGAAGCACAUAACUUGGAAGACCUGGAAGGAGCGCCUUGUGAUCCGGGCUCUGGAGAACAGAGUCGCCAUCUACUCUCCCCACACGGCCUAUGACGCCGCACCCCAGGGAGUCAACAGCUGGUUGGCCAAAGGGCUCGGAACUUGCACUACCAGGCCCAUCCACCCUUCCAAAGCUCCGAACUACCCCACAGAGGGAACUCACCGACUAGAAUUCAGUGCGAACCACAGCCAAGACCUGGACAAAGUCAUGUCUGCUGUGAAAGGGGUUGGAGGUGUCUCUGUCACCUCUUUUCCUGCCAGGUGUGAUGGUGAGGAGCAAACACGGGUCAGUCUGAAUUGUACUCAGAAGGCUUUGAUGCAGGUGCUAGCUUUUCUCUCCCAGGACAGACAACUUUAUCAGAAAACUGAAAUUCUUUCUUUGGAGAAGCCUUUGCUUCUGCAUACUGGAAUGGGACGCUUGUGCACACUGGAUGAGUCUGUCUCCCUGGCAACAAUGAUAGAACGAAUCAAAAGACACCUAAAGCUGCCUCAUCUUCGCUUAGCUCUUGGAGUGGGGAGGACCUUAGGGCAUAGGAUGGCCUCAAACAACUGUUCCUUUUGCUUCUAUCUCCGAAGUACUGGGAUUCAAGUGUAUAUUGCUAUUAUUCAUAGUCUCCAGUCAAAGUUGUGGCCCUGUGUGCUGGUUCUGGGGGCAGCGUUCUACAAGGAGUAGAGGCCGACCUUUACCUCACAGUGCAGGGCCUUGAACCCAGAGCCUCCUGCAUGCAAAAAAACAAAAACCCAAAAACCACUGUGCUCCUGAACUAUGCCACCAGCCGCUAAUAUGUUUUGAACUUGAACUGAACAGGAAUCAUAUCCAAUCGAAGGCAAACUGCGUUGUCUGUAGAGGGAAGAAAUCACUUGACAAUCUGUUUGCCCCAAGCUGAUUUCGGUGGGUAUUAGCCACUUUUCUUCUCGGAUUUCAUGUCAGCAAGUGGACUGCUUUCUCCCUUGCAGUCUGGGGUGGAGAGAGGUCCCUUUUGGCCCAAAAGGCAGGUCAAGCUCUGAAAUCUUUUUUGAAACCUUCCCUUAUAUUCUACCCAAAGUACUGCAUUGUGCCUCUGAUGAUCCCCAAAUUAGUUUUUACUGGUUGUGUUUUGGUGUUUAUUUUUAUUGUAUGUGCCACAGUACACAUGUGGAACUCAGAAGGCAACUUUUAGGAAUUGGUUCUCAUCAUGUGGGUUCCUGGGAUUGGUCUUGUGUUGUCUGCUUGAGGACAGGAACCCUUAAUCACGGAGGCUCCUCGCCAGCACCAAACCUUUGAGGCAGGGUGUGGCAGUAGCCUCUCCAACCCAGAUAAGCCCACGCAGACAAAACACAACUCAGUUAAUAGAAUACAAGAUGCCCACCUCGACUGGGCAGAUGCACCACUGCACUACCCUGUCCCCAGCUAGGAGAUCCCCUAUAACUUGUGGUUUUUCCAGGCCUUGUGCUUCAGUUCCAUCUUCCUCCUCCUCUUCCUCAUCAGCCCCCUCUCUUCUCUCUCCCCCACCCUUCAGCUCCACCUUCCCUUCCCCUGCCCAAUCGAUGGCUCUCGCCUUUAUUUUACAAGUUAACAUGGGGAGGUUCUGAUGAAGUCACCUGAGUACUGAGUACUUGACUAGGCAGCCCUUCUUGGGGAAGCAGAAUUAGCAUCAAAAACACAAACAGCUCCAGGGCAGUCCACAACAGCAGGGUCCCAGAGUGGUCUUUGCUGGCCUGGAGCUCAUCUUAUAGACCAAGCUGACCCUGAACUCAUAGAGAUCUCCCGCUCCUGCGUGCUGAGACUAAAGGUGUGCACCGCCAUACCUGACUGUUUCUGGCUUGACGUGGCCUGUGUACCUUACUGGCCUUACACAGCCGUGUGUUAACUAGUCUGGUCUUGAACUUACAACAGCUGUAAUUCUUUUGCCUGUUUCCAGUGGCUAAGAUGAUGGACUUGUGCUACCAUGCCAACCCCAAAUUUAAGUUCCCAGUGUCAAUAUGAUGGACUAGCCAUUCACCAUGGACUCCUCAUGCAGCCUAUGCCUGAGAGCUCUCCACACUUACAGUGCCUUUGGUUGUGGCCUCUUUUUGUACUUUCAGUGAUAAGUUCAAAACAAAACAAACAAAACCAAACCCUAUUCUCUAACUCUCUUGAGCCUGUUUCUUUGUACUGACUCCACUGUGCAUUUCUGGUGCACGAACCGCACCUCGAUUGAUUUCUGGCCCCUAGGCUUCCACUCUGUCUGAGGACAUAAUCUAAAAGACACUGAUUGCUUAACUUUAUUUAUUUAGUUUGUGUUUUGAGACAGGGUCUCACAAAGUAGCCCUGACUGACCUAGUGAAAGACCCCCGGAGCGGGGAGACCCUCACUCAAGUCUCGGGAUGACUCGACCCCCCAAGAACUCACACUAGACCGUCCUUGAUGUAAUCACAUGAGGUUUAUCGAUAGCAACCAGUGCACUGGGGUCGAGACUCGUAUCCCACGCAGGGGCAGUGGAGUUCGACCCCGAGAGGCUGGGAGAAGAGGUAUUUAAAGGGAGAAACCACAACCCGAGGGGGCAGGGAUGGCGUCAUAGAAUAACAGUGAAAAAUCACAAGGAAGAACUCUGUCCCCCAAGAUUGUUUCCGAGGAGAAGCUGUCUCCUACUUCUCAGACUGUUUAACUUCAUGGUCCGCUAGUUCCUAGGAGAAGUUGUUUCCUGCUUCUCAAGAUUGUUCUCUAAGAUUUGAGGUUAGCUAGUUUCUGGGAGAAAGCUGUUGAGCUGGCCAGUGUAAUUACCCAUUCUAUAGCCCUAGGAGAGGCUUCUUGGAACAUACAAUUCUGGGGCCUAACCUGUUUUCUUUUCUUCUGCUCUAAACUUUGUGUCUAGGGGGGCAACUUUAAAACUUUUACCUUUCACUAGAACUUGUGUAGACCAGGUUAACCUGAAAAUAAAUAGACUCACCUGCUUUUGCCUCAAGUGCUGGGAUUAAAGGCUUGUGCCACCAUGUCUUUCUCUUGUUUGUUGAAAUUAAGUCUUAGAGUGAAGGCUAGGCCAACCUCAAAGCUGUCAUCCUUCUGCGCCAGUGUGUACCCAGCUUAGCCCUGGUUAAUUUUUAUUGAAAAAAUGUUUUGAGGCUUGGGAAUGCCCAGUUGGUGCAGUGCUCAUGCAUGCAUGAGGGCCCCAGUUUGCUCCAGGGCCCAUGUGCAGCAGGCCAUGCCUGUAGUCCCAGUGCUAGGGAACAAAUAGGAGAGCUGUGGGCUCACUGUCACCCAGUCUAGAGGACUUGCUGAGCUCCACGUUCAACAAAAGACCUUGUCUAAAAAUAAUAAGGUGGAGAAAAAAUUAGAAGUGUACUGAUUUCCUGUGUUGGCAUGAGGGACUGUCGUAGUUCUGAGUUAUUUUAUACAAAGAGCCACUGAGGGACGUGUCAGCCGUCAGCAGCACUUAUGGCCAAAUGGUUCCAGAAUAAAUGCAUGCCUGUGUGUAUGUACAUAGUCCUUUUCAUACAUAUAGAAGGCUUUGGAUUUGUCAUGACUAUAUCCUUAAACCAAGCAGACAAAGAGGAAGUUUAACUAAAGAAGUGUUGGGUGGCUCACAGACAGCACAGCCAGAGUAAGCAUCAUGGGUAGUGAAGCAAUCCCAUGGGAAACCCCUUAAGUGCAUAGGGACAGACAGCAUUUGACCUGGUUACUGUUCAGAGAUAGGGCCAAAAAUUUGAGGUGCACCUGCUUGUCCACCUCUGCUGCUUAGGGUAGCACAGAGGGAGGGAGGGACCUGGAGGAGCAGGCUGGGGUGGAGAGUCAACCCUGUUUCCCUCACUGCUUCUCUUGGAUCUGUUUUAUUUUCUAGCACUGUCUUAUUUUAGGUUUCUCUGACCCUUCCAUGUAUGUAUGGGCAUGGCCACCCUGUCACUCUCAGUGGAUCCUCUCCUUUCCCUCCCUACCAGUUCCUCUCUUCUUCUCGUCCUGAUGAUCUGUGAGCUUCAUUAGAGUUGUCCAACCCUCUUCUGCCCUCUGUGGGCACUCAUACACUCAUGGUGUGCACUCUCAAACUUACAGACACAUACAGUUAUGAACAAACUAGUUCUGAAAAGCUAUAAUAUGUGCAGAAGGUAAAUUCAAGCAAUUGCAAAGCGUUACAUUUUAAGAUUUAUUUAUUAUAUUUAAGUACACUGUAGCUGUACACACCACAAGAGGGCAUCAGAUCCCAUUACAGACGGUUGUGAGCCACCAUGUGGUUGCUGGGAUUUGAACUUGGGACCUCUGAAAGAACAGUCAGUGCUCUUAACCUCUGAGCCAUCUCUCCAGCCUGUUAAGGUAUUUUUAAAGGGUGCUCGAAUACAAACUGUUCCCAACAAUGAACUGAUACAAUUGUCUAGAGUUGAAAAUAGCUCACUUUCCCAACACAUUUUUUUUCCUAUUUAUACAGUUUAAAAUAAUGUAUAAAUGGUGAGCGACUUAAAUUCUAUGACUUGGGAGGCAGGUGGAGCUCUGAAUUUGAAGUUAGCUUAUUCUAUAGAGUGGUUCUCAGGACAGCCAGAGCUACACAAAGAAACCCUGUUUUGAAAAAACAAAACAACAACAAAUAUUUUUUUUUUUUUUUUUCGGAGCUGGGGACCGAACCCAGGGCCUUGCGCUUCCUAGGUAAGCGCUCUACCACUGAGCUAAAUCCCCAGCCCCCAAAUAUUUUUUAAAAGUUAUUUGUAAUGGCUUUAUGUCAGUAACACUGGUCAAAGUUUAACUUUUUAUGAACAAACCAAAUUGUACAUGACACACACACAGGCACCGACAUGUUCUUUGAGAGUUUCAUGUUUUGAUUAUAUCCAUCUCCUCUUCCCCAGUGUUUUUGUUCUCAAAUUAUCAAAUUCACAAGUGGUGCUUUUAAAAAUCCAAAACAUAUUUGAGUUUUCCCUAUAUUUUCUCACAUUAACUUUUUUUCUUGUUUUUUGAGACAGGGUCUUCCUGUGUAGCCUUGGCUGUUCUGGAAUUCAUUCUGUAGACCAGUCUAGCCUCAAACUCAGGAUUCCCCUGCCUCUCCCUAUGAGUGUUGGGGUUAAAGGUGUGUGCACAACCCAGACACAAUAACUUCCUAGCAA
Messenger RNA from Rattus norvegicus (Norway rat), 5668 nucleotides. NCBI's taxonomy places the organism in Eukaryota, Metazoa, Chordata, Mammalia, Rodentia, Muridae. The record is from RefSeq and is a predicted model, not a curated record.